Molecule: messenger RNA, 1028 nt
Organism: Micropterus dolomieu (smallmouth bass)
Lineage: Eukaryota; Metazoa; Chordata; Actinopteri; Centrarchiformes; Centrarchidae
Gene: gpx2
Product: glutathione peroxidase 2
Exons: 2
Biological process (GO): response to oxidative stress
Molecular function (GO): glutathione peroxidase activity
Source: RefSeq, a predicted model, not a curated record
AGGUGUAUCAGCUUCUUGCAGAGCCAUUUGACACCCAUGAAAGGCAGCUUUCUGCCCUAAGUGAGUCAGGUGACCAAAACUGGGGUACAAUCGCACGUUGAGAUUCCAUCUGCCGGCAGUGUGGAAGCACAGGAGUCAAGAUGACAUUCAUCGCCAAGACCUUCUACGACCUGAGGGCCAAGACGCUGGAGGGAGACACUGUUGAUUUCAACGUGUUUAGGGGUAGAGUGGUCCUGAUAGAAAAUGUGGCCUCGCUCUGAGGCACCACCACCCGGGACUUCUCCGAGCUCAACCAGCUUCAGAGCAAGUACCCACAUCGGCUAGUGGUCCUGGGUUUUCCCUGUAACCAGUUUGGAUACCAGGAGAACUGCUCCAAUGGUGAGAUCCUGAAUUCACUGCAGAAUGUGCGUCCAGGCGGCGGCUUUCAGCCCAACUUUACUAUCUUUGAGAAGUGUGAUGUCAACGGAACAAACACACACCCGGUCUUUGCCUAUCUUAAAGACAAGCUCCACUAUCCCGAUGACGACCCCAACUCUUUCAUGCAGGACCCCAAAUUUCUGGUUUGGAGUCCCAUCAGCAGGACGGACAUCUCUUGGAACUUUGAGAAAUUCCUCGUGGGGCCAGAGGGAGAGCCCUUUAAAAGAUACAGCAAGAAGUUCCCCACCAUUGACAUCGAGCCUGACAUCCAAAGACUAUUAAGAUUAACCAAGACCUAAGAAUAGCUUCCAACAUUUUAAGAUUUCUCAUACAUCACAGUCAAAGCAGAUAUGCUGUCCUCCACACUUUUAAGCCUUAUUACAUGAGGGUGAUAUUCUGAAAUGCUGAGGGAAUAUUAUCUGAGGCUUUAUAAGUGCUUUAAGAGUAGUGGAGAUACAGUAUGUUAAAGUGUAGUUACAAGUUGCUAGCCUAUCCAGCAGAUGGUGCUGCUGAUUUGAUCCUACCAACGGAUAACUUCUGUCAUGCUUUUAUGAAUUAACAUUCACCACACACACAUUCACAAAUUGUUUACACUGAAUUAAAACCCUUUA